This is a messenger RNA of Somion occarium, 481 nucleotides long. NCBI's taxonomy places the organism in Eukaryota, Fungi, Basidiomycota, Agaricomycetes, Polyporales, Cerrenaceae. The record is from the annotation of a GenBank genome assembly.
GCUUGGUCUCCUUGGUUUUGGACCACCAUUUUGCUCUUCACCCGAUCAACUGACCUUCGCAGUGGCACUCCAUCCUACCCAGCCUCUCUGUUCAUCAAGACCCAGGCGUCAUAGAUGAUACCUUGUGAUGGAUAACUUAAUCUCCUGGCGAGUGCAAGUCUACACAUCUGCUUUCCGACCUGUCUGUGGCUCAGUGACUGGCUUGGAAAUGCCGCGGGUAUAUUCAUGCGUCAUCCUUUCCUUUUCACCCCAUCUUCCAACCUCUAUCUACCCAUUUUCCAAAAGUCCUACAACCAUUUCCACUGGUACUCCCUAUCCGGUUCUUUCUUCCCUGCGUGUCGAUUUCCUUGUCAUACGUAUUGUCCUUCUCGAACAGGUAAAUGCCAUGCAUGGGAAGAUCCUAGAACGGAACUGGUAUUAUAAUACAUGCCUAGCUCACGCGAUGAAAGUAAGAAGACGUAAGAUGCAAUCAAUAAACUAA